UCUGAGAGCUGAUAUGAUAUUCGUCUCCCUUGUAUAUCUUUUUCCAUUCGUAUCUGCCGACUUCGACUACCGGGGAAGACCAGAUUACAAUGAUUGGUUGCAGUUUUAUAAAACUGGAAUGACAAUUUAUCUGGUUAAAAGAAGCUACAUGGUCAAAAUUGAUGGUUAUGAACCGUGGUGUCUCCAAACAAAAGUGCACAGCUUGAAUAAAAUGGUCGCAUCUUUUAAACAAGGUUACGUAACUUAUUAUAAAGACGAGCGGUACGAAGUGCAGGCCACGCUACAGUCAGCAUACAUCCCAACCGAUGUAGCACCUGUAAUGUCGGCGUUUGUAAAAAGCAACCGCACCAUGCAAAGAAAUUACAACUUUCAUUUCUAUGAUGGAAGUGCCCACUGUGCCGUGCUGACAUUCCAGGAUUAUUCUGGCACCGUGAGAUGCGAGCUGCAUGCUUGGAAAGAGUACCAUUACUAUAGCACUUACAAAAAGUGCGAAGAAGAGUUCGACUACCAGUGUCCGGGACGCGACAGUAACUACCCAUAUGUUAAAUGGUGCAAAGACAUCAAUUAGGCGCCACAAGUUUAAAGGGCAUCCUUGUAAAAAAGUCGUGGUUUCAUCCAAGUUUAAUAAAUUUUUUCCUCUUGCGC
Molecule: messenger RNA, 645 nt
Organism: Rhipicephalus sanguineus (brown dog tick)
Lineage: Eukaryota; Metazoa; Arthropoda; Arachnida; Ixodida; Ixodidae
Exons: 5
Coding region: 14-568 (184 amino acids)
Biological process (GO): symbiont-mediated perturbation of host defenses
Molecular function (GO): amine binding
Source: RefSeq, a predicted model, not a curated record